AUGCCCGACAAGCGCAAAGCAUCCAUGUCUGCUCCAUCUCCUAAACGGCUCCGUAUCUCGAACGAGGAUGGAAGCGAUACCCUACCCUCUAUGUCGUCCCACGACCGGCCUCGGAACAACCCUAUCUACGGCCAGAAGAGCGCCUUCCCGGGGCUAGACGACGGCGGUGAUGAGCUGUUCUACGGACCUGCAGAUGACGGACUGGAGUAUCUACGCAUGGUCCGGUCUGAAGCAAACUCCUUGCCCUCGCUGUUUAUCGCGCCGAUCGCGAGAAUAGGCACUGAAAGAUUGGAGGCGGAUACGCAGAGUGAUGCAGACGCGCCGGAGCUACACAAGUUCCCGGCUGGGUUCUUCGAGGACGAGGCUUACGUCGCGCCCGUGGAGGCCGAUAAGGAGUCGGUCGCCGCCACUGAUCAACGAUUUCCCGACGCGCAGGUGUCAUACUAUAACCUCCUCCGACACCGGUUCCUCCUCCUCCGAUCGACCUUGCGUUGUACGCCCCCAGCGACCGCUAUCGCGGCCCUUGACGACGCUCAUCCCAUUAGCCUGCCAGAUCGCAACACAGCUGCACGCAAGGAAUGGCGGCGCUUGCUGCUCACAGUAGAGCCGCGAAUGGUGCAGCUGGCGUGCAUGGACUUGGAUAGUAUACUGAGGGUGCUGAGCAUACUGGCCCGAGGAUUGGGUGAAAACGUACGGGCCGGGGACGCCGAUCGCAUUCGACGACUUGGCGCUUGGGCCUGGGCGCUAUUGGGGAAAUGUCGCGAGGUCGGAGAGCUGGCUACGAAUCAAGUGGGAGAGUUACGCGACCUUGGCAAACGAGCUGUGAAGAUUCUGCAUAGGAUGCAGGAGACGGAGUCCAAGCGAUCUGCGGAGGAGAGUGACGCUUCUGAUUCGGAAGCAGGAGAUGGAGAGGAGGCUCAGACGGAGGAGGCGGUUCCAGUUGAGACCCCGAGCAAAGAGGCCCUAGGGGCAUCUGUGGAUCAGGCGGACGCCGGCCUGCUCGACGACACCGAUCUGUCCGCGGCGCUGGAGGCUGCGAAGUCACGUCUACAGGCCAAGCUACAGAGUAAAGCGGCUCCAGAAGUAGCCGCUGAGGUGAAUCAAGUGGAUGGAGAUGACCUGGCGCAACAAGCACGUGCUCUGCUUGAUAUGAUUAUCACUAUUGUGGGCGAGUUCUUCGGUCAGCGGGACCUGCUGGAUGCACGGGAGGUCUGGGGCAGAGAUGAUGCUAUGGAUGAGACGUGA
Messenger RNA from Penicillium canariense, 1245 nucleotides. Its product is annotated as SIP1 domain-containing protein. The coding region runs from base 1 to 1245 and encodes 414 amino acids. Gene Ontology annotation, cellular component: SMN complex; nucleus. Gene Ontology annotation, biological process: spliceosomal snRNP assembly. The record is from RefSeq and is a predicted model, not a curated record. The transcript is spliced from 2 exons. NCBI's taxonomy places the organism in Eukaryota, Fungi, Ascomycota, Eurotiomycetes, Eurotiales, Aspergillaceae.